UCUGGGGACGAGACUACUUGAGAAUGCCAGCUUCGUUUCGUGUCAAUGCGUCUACCUUCUUUCUGCUAAUGGUUUCGCGGCUAGACGUUAGGGCUCAGAAGAGGAGGCGUCAGAGGAGGCUCGUUCGCCGUCGGCAACGAGGGGUCCUUCUCGUUUAACUCUGUUUACUCCAGUGUGUUCUAAAAGUGGUAGCUAGAAUGCGCCCCGCCGGUCAAACAUUAUGGAUCAAACCGAGAGAAUCAAGGUGGUUUGACAGAAUGCUUGCGGAGGCAUCAGAUACCGAUUGGAGAGAGAAUUUCAGGAUGUCAAGAGGAACUUUCAUGAGUCUCUGCAAUGAUAUACGACAUCUGAUCACGAAGAAGUCCACCCACUUGAGAGUCCCUAUAUCGCCAGAGAAGAGACUAGCCUUGACUUUAUACAUGUUGGCUGGCAGUGAAUAUUAUAGGACUGUCUCAAACUUGUUUGGCGUUGGUGUGUCAACUGCUAGCACUAUUUCCAAUGAAGUAUGUCAGGCAAUCGUUUCCCACUUGAGUGGUCAGUAUGUCCAGAUGCCACAAGGAGAUCGCUUGAAGAAAGUCAUUGAACGGUUCAGAAAUAUUGGUCAUGGGUUCCCUCAAAUUGGUGGAGCAGUAGAUGGGUCACACAUACCUAUUAAAAGUCCACCUCUCAAUCCAGCCUGUUAUAUCAAUCGUAAAGGGUUUCACUCAAUUAUACUUCAAGCCGUGGUAGAUUCAUUUCUUUACUUCAACGAUAUCUGUAUUGGCUGGCCAGGACGAGUCCACGAUGCUCGUGUUCUUGCUAACAGUCUCCUCUUUGCAGUUGCUGAACGUGCUGGAACAGCGUUUCCUGGAAGUGAGACUGUUGUCUGUAAUGGUUCUCGAAUACCUGUUUUAAUUCUGGGAGAUCCAGCCUACCCUUUGAAAAGGUGGUUAAUGAAAGCAUAUCCCGAGAGCGCCAAUAUGAGGGAGUCUGAGAAAAGUUCCAACUACAAACUGAGUUGUGCUCGAAUCGCAGUGGAAAGGGCAUUUGGGCUACUCAAAGAACAGUGUGUUGAAACAGUGUGCUUUAAUUUUUUGGGGAAUUUUGUGCUACUGGUUUGCAUUGUCAGGUUCUUCCAUUUGUUGUCCGCUCUUCUCUCUCUCUGUCAGCAUCUUCCAUCCUUGACAUCAAAUCCACGAUCUUUUCCCCAAAUUGAGAGGUGCACUUGGAGGUGCACUAGGAGGGGUAUGGUGCCUACUAGUACUGGCAGGUGUUUCAGAGAAGCAUGGGCUUUGGUCACUGCAAUCUGGAGGUGUACCAGUGCUAUUUCCGGAUACACAUUCAGCUCCUGUUUGAGUAGAGUCGUACGGAGAGGCAACUAAGGAAGAGGACAAUAAUGUACAGAUACCAUCAGAAGACUCGUAUACAUUAGUAGGUGACACAGAUGGACAGUCACCUAACACCAUGUCCAUAUCAUCAUAGUACGCAAAAUCACUUGUUGUAUUUCCUUCUCCACUUCUUGUUAUUCGAUCCUUGACCAGUCUGUAAUCUUUUUUAGAUUAUUUAUUUUUUCUUUGUACUGCUCUGGUGUUCUGAUGAAUUUAUGUUUGGCUAGUUCUUGUGAUAUUUCCUGCCA
Molecule: messenger RNA, 1615 nt
Organism: Corticium candelabrum
Lineage: Eukaryota; Metazoa; Porifera; Homoscleromorpha; Homosclerophorida; Plakinidae
Exons: 5
Coding region: 198-1361 (387 amino acids)
Source: RefSeq, a predicted model, not a curated record